This is a messenger RNA of Xenia sp. Carnegie-2017, 1098 nucleotides long. RefSeq names its product fibrinogen C domain-containing protein 1-A-like. Bases 9 to 896 code for a protein of 295 amino acids. NCBI's taxonomy places the organism in Eukaryota, Metazoa, Cnidaria, Anthozoa, Malacalcyonacea, Xeniidae. The record is from RefSeq and is a predicted model, not a curated record. The transcript is spliced from 4 exons.
UUUAUAUCAUGACUAGUGUUGGAAAAAGUGUCGUUAGUGUCCAUAACACAACAGAUCAACGUACGAGACGUAAAUAUUUUCUUCCUGUAAACAACAGUUAUCUUGAUUUGGCUGUAGCAAUACACAGUAUCACUCCUGACAAAAACGCGACAAGCACUUUUCACUUUCCUUUGUGUGGACCCAACACAUACUAUCGUAAAAUUAAUGGAACAUUGAACUGCACGUGUAUGGAAGGAUACUUUGGAGAAUGUAACUCGUGCAGGAGAGCCAAAGAUUGCACUGAGGUACAAAAUAAUGGCAAGAACGAAAGUGGAGUUUAUCAAAUUGAUCCUGAUGGUAAAGGAUCUUUUAAUGUCUACUGUGACAUGACUUCAAAUGGUGGUGGCUGGACUGUAUUUCAAAGACGCAUAGAUGGAAGUGUUGAUUUCUAUCGUGGGUGGAAUGACUAUAAAGAAGGUUUUGGUAAUCUUAGUUCUGAAUUUUGGCUUGGAUUGGAUAAAAUACACCGACUAACAUCUGCAAGGAGAAAUAAACUUCGUGUAGACCUGGGAGACUGGUCAGGAAAUAAAGCAUAUGCUGAAUAUGAUUAUUUUGCUGUAAAGAAUGAAAAUAAAAAAUAUCAACUAAGUCUUGGUAAUUAUUCUGGAAAUGCUGGAGAUUCAUUAUCUUAUCAUAAUGGCAUGGCGUUUACAACAAAAGAUUCAGAUAAUGAUAAAAGUAGUGGAAUAAGCUGUGCCACUUCUUGGAGAGGUGCUUGGUGGUAUAAGCAUUGCUAUCAUUCUAACCUGAAUGGACACUACUAUAGUGGCAACCAAUACAAUUACAAAGGUGUGAUUUGGGGUCAUUGGAAACGUAUUAACUCCUUAAAGUUUACUGAGAUGAAAAUAAAACCAUAAAGAAUUUCCAAAGACUGUGAUGUUAUAAAUUUGAUCAUUAUUUCUAAUGAAACUUUCAACAUAUAAUAAAAACAUUUUAGCUUUUAUGUCUUUUAAAACAACCUUGAUGAAAUUGUUAAAAAUGCGUUGGUGAAACAAUACUUUUCUAAUAUUUUCCCUAAAAAUUAGAGCUGAUUUAGGUAAUUAUAUGAUUCUAAUGUUA